GCGCCUUUCACACUCACCUUCAUCUUCUUCGUCUUCUCCGAUCCCGAUCCACCUGAUCACUCCGACGCCCCCAAAUCCAACGGCCACGCGCCACCAUGAGCACUCCAUCACUCGCAGGGGGCAUGGGGGGCUUCUCUGGGUUUACUCGGCUAUGCAAGGGCUUAGCGGUGGUCCUGAUUGGAGGCCACAUUGUCGUCCAGCUCCUCCCCGUCGCCGUCACCUACCUCGCUCUCAUUCCCGCCAGGACGAUUCCUUUUGUCUGGAACCUCGUAACGUCCGGUUACAUUGAACAAUCAAUACAUGGGGUUGUUGUAAGCACUCUCGGUCUUCUUUUUAUUGGGAAGCUGCUUGAACCUGUCUGGGGUUCCAGGGAGUUCUUGAAAUUUAUCUUUGUAGUCAACUUCCUUACUUCCAUAUGCAUUUUCAUCACUGCCAUUGCGCUGUACUACAUUACAAGGAAGGAAACCUACCUAUAUAUGCCUCUUUCUGGCUUCCACGGAGUUCUCUCAGGUUUUUUGGUUGGCAUUAAGCAAAUGAUACCUGACCAAGAGUUGCCUGUAAUAAAAAUAAAAGCCAAGUGGUUACCAUCUCUCUCACUAUUGCUGUCCAUUGCCAUAAGCUUCUGGACAGCUGAGUCAGCAACAUAUCUUCCAAUCUUGAUAUUUGGCACCUAUAUGAGCUGGAUUUACCUUAGAUACUGGCAGAGAAAACCAGAAACGAAACUCAAGGGUGAUCCAAGUGAAGAUUUUGCAUUUUCUACAUUCUUCCCUGAAUUCUUAAGACCAGUCAUUGAUCCUGUUGCAUCUAUAUUCCAUCGGAUGCUUUGUGGAAGAUUUGAAGCCUCUAAUGAUUCCCAAGGUAAUACUGUGGGAGGAACCACAUUGCCUGGAUCUGACCCCAUUGAGGCAUCUAGAAGGAGGGAAAGAGGAGCACGAGCACUGGAAGAAAGACUGGCAGCUGAGAGGUUGGGUGCAACAAAGGGUACAGAAGAGUUGGGAAGAGAUGCCACAGAUAAUGUAUAAUUGCUUGGACUACAGUCAUAAUCUGUCAACAACCCAAAUGAGCAUCGUCAGGUACAUCUGCAGAGAUUUUUGUUGUUUGAGGAAAAACUUCUCCUGUUCUGUUCUUCUCUCCCUAGAGGAUUCUUUUACUAUACACUUCAUAUGGAUAUUGAGUGGAACUUGCUCCUUGUCAUUUUGUCAUAUGUUUGUACAAAAAACUUUGGAUUCCUGGCUUCAGUUGUAACCUAACAGACUGUUAAAUUGUUCUAAUGGCUUUGAGAUGCUUCCAC
Molecule: messenger RNA, 1291 nt
Organism: Fragaria vesca subsp. vesca
Lineage: Eukaryota; Viridiplantae; Streptophyta; Magnoliopsida; Rosales; Rosaceae
Product: transmembrane protein 115-like
Exons: 8
Coding region: 96-1022 (308 amino acids)
Biological process (GO): retrograde vesicle-mediated transport, Golgi to endoplasmic reticulum
Cellular component (GO): membrane; Golgi apparatus
Source: RefSeq, a predicted model, not a curated record